Molecule: messenger RNA, 947 nt
Organism: Serpula lacrymans var. lacrymans S7.9
Lineage: Eukaryota; Fungi; Basidiomycota; Agaricomycetes; Boletales; Serpulaceae
Exons: 6
Coding region: 81-806 (241 amino acids)
Source: RefSeq, a predicted model, not a curated record
GACGGUAGUUGUACUUUACAACAACAUGUAAAUCAUCAUCAUCACCAGUGCGAUGCAGCACCGGACUUGUGGUUGAGAUCAUGAUCAGCCGAUCCCCUGAAAUAGCUCUGCAAAUCCGUACACAGCAGUUAUUGAUGACCGAGAACGAGAUGGAGCACUCUCCCUUCACUCACCAUUCCUCUCAGAUGCCUGCCCCAGAAGCCAUUCCGCACAACGACAACGGCAUGAAAACGCUGGGACACGUUAAUUUAAUGGUCGAUACCCUCAUAGCUAACGCAACUAUGGACGACUUGCGUGCCAUAAUUAGGAGUCUCAUUGCCACCGGCUCCCCCAGUCUUGCAACUGCUUUCACGACGGCGGCACGAACACGUCUCCGACAAACCAAUGCAAAACGUAUAGCAAACGCCCAUGGUUUGUUCGCCACAGACUCCAAUGGCCUUGAGGCUGUCCACACGCCUGAGCUCGAUAAAGUUCUUGCAAGCGCACGCUCUCUGUACGGGGCUGGAAUGGGCUUCGCGAGUCUGGGGGUCCUCGCGUCUGUCGUCAGAGCCACAGUCGGCCUACGAUGGGAACAAGAAGGGUCCAUGUCAAAUAUACUCGCCGUUAUUGAUGCUGAUAUCAGUCAAGCGCUCCAGAGCUGUAAAGAAGAAGUCGAAGGUGGACGCGCGAACGAUCUCACAGGUGCCAGGGAUGCCGUGAAUGACCUAUGGUCCGCGGUGGAGGAAAGUUCUAGAGACGUUGAAACGUGGGGUGGAGAAUUUCCAUUUGAUAGGGCAGCGAACAGCAUGGAACUUUGGAAAUUUUGAGUGGCGAUAAUUUACGAAGUUUCCCAAUAUGAUGAUAGUCUUGUCCCUUCACAAAAGAUUGCAAAGAUUGUAGCGAACUAGGGUUGCAGGUGAUCACUUAGGACACCGUUCAUUAAAUCCAAAUACUGGGAGAGUUUGCAA